AUGCGCCAGUGUUUAGAUAAACGUAAUCGCUGCCAACCUAGCCUGUCCCGUCCCGUAGCACUGGUCAUUAUACUUCUGGCGCUGAGUGAAGUCAGUCAAGUGUUUAUUGUUUUUUUGCGGUUUUUCGUCGGGCGACAUAUCGAUUGUAAAGGCUGCUACACACAGUGCCGCCGUACAGCCGGCGGCAUACAAAGCCGCCGGCCUUGCCGCGCAAAGGAGCCGCCGUGGUGUGCCGGCGGGUUACGCGGCUUGCCGGCGUCACUUCGUUCCUGGCAUUCGAGCGGUAGUGUUGUGCGGUUUGUGUAUUUAAGCAAAUUAAAAUGUCGUUUAAUUGGGACGACGAAGCUGUGCUGCUCUUAAUUGAAAAAUUUCAUGAAAAUGAUAUAUUAUGAAAUCCCAGAAAUGCAGCACUUCACUAGCUUUCUAUGUGACUGUCACAACCGGAAUGGUGCUUGACGGCUUGUGCCGGCGGCAUAGCCGCUCGGCAUAAACCCGGCGGCAUUGCCGCCGGCACUGUGUGUAGCAGCUUUAAGAAUGAGCCGUAAGCGUAAAUUGCAGAAGAAAGAGUUUGAGAACUUGAAGAAAAAGGUGAGGAAACUGGAACGUUCAUUGAAGUUGACACUUCUAGGAACCGCAUCCGCUAUGGCAACAGAUUACCCUGGGAGCAGCAGUUUUGUCAGGCAGAUAUACACCAAAAAGGGCAUAACAAGAGAUACCCUAGAGGUUCUACUCGCCUCUCUGAGCACCAACACUCUGAAACAAUAUAACUGUACAUUUGGUAAAUGGUAG
Molecule: messenger RNA, 789 nt
Organism: Acanthoscelides obtectus
Lineage: Eukaryota; Metazoa; Arthropoda; Insecta; Coleoptera; Chrysomelidae
Source: the annotation of a GenBank genome assembly